Molecule: messenger RNA, 540 nt
Organism: Entamoeba dispar SAW760
Lineage: Eukaryota; Evosea; Mastigamoebida; Endamoebidae
Exons: 1
Coding region: 1-540 (179 amino acids)
Source: RefSeq, a predicted model, not a curated record
AUGCAAACAGCAUAUAAAAUUAAUAGAAAUUACCAAGUUAGUGAACAAGGAAUAAUGAUUGUUCUUUUAAACCAAUUUGCUGAUAUAGAAUUAGAAAAAAAGAAAAAGAAAGCAACAAAAGCACUUCCAUUUCUCCAAAUUCGAAGUAUUAAUUUUGGAAAUGGAGAUGUGUUUAAUUUUAAUCAAUUUAUUGAAUGUCGUUGUAAAGAACUUAUUCAAAGUGAAAUCCAAAGAGGAUUAAAAGAAGAAACAGCAUCAAAAAGAUAUAAUUGUUAUUUAAUUAAUGAGUCAAUUCAUUUAUUAAUUGACUUACUAAAUGAAAAUAGAAUUCAAACAAGUUCUUCAUUCUCAGCUGGUAAAAAUGGUAGAAUUAAAACAGAAACAAUUGAUACAAUUCGUUAUAAUAGUUCAAUAUUAGAUAAAAACUUUAUUAAAGAAAAAGGAGUUAUUAUUAAUGAAUAUUUAGCUGAACGUCUUCAUAGAGAAGAUUCUAUUAUAUUUCAUCGCAAUUGUUAUGAAUUACAACAUUUAUUAAUAUAA